AUGGCUACGAAAGAAGAUGACACCGCCAUCACUGCGUCUAACGAAUCCCUUGCCCAACCCAAGUCCGCCACAGUACCGCAGAGCUCUAAUUCGCAGUCACUCGUCGACCAAGUCAGCCUCUUCGUUGCACAUGCAGAUAGGACAACUUUGAUUUCAAUCUCAGCCGGAGUUGUUGCUGUGUCUUAUGUGCUGUUCGGCAGACUUGCCCUUCUUCUCGUUGGUGCUAUUGGAGGGGUCAUCCUGUACAUAUGGUGGGAAGGACAGGACAAUGUUACAAACGGAGAUAAUGAAGGGGCAGCAAAGCGCAAACGACAUGAACUUAGCUUAGAGGUAGCCAACAGAUUGACGGCGCUGUACGCUGACAAUGGCUCAAAGCAGGACGAUGAUGAAGACACUCUUAAUAGACCAGGGGAGUCCUCCCUGGAUUACUCAAGGAUGGGACCAGCAACAGAAGCCGCAUUGACUGCUUUAACAAAUUCGGUAAUUGCAGACUAUGUAAGCUGGUGGUAUAAGCCUAUUUUACCUUCUGAAGAUGAGUUCCCUGAAGCAUGCCGCAAUACGCUCGUGAGCAUGGUCCUGGCUGUAUCAUCUCGUAUUUCUCGCAAACGGCCGGCCGACAUGUUUCUGCAGUUUGCAACCAAUUCAACAUCCUUCAUGAUUGUAUUCUUCAGUGAACUGUCUGCUGCUGUUGCCAAUGUUUUGUCGUCCACCCAACAAGAGAAAAAGCUUGGUCUCGUUGGAACAGAUAUACUUAAAACCUUCCUUGAGCCAUCAGUUUAUAACUGUGGUCCUCUUCGCAUUUUUCUGCGUGAAGUCCUGUCUCGGUUGAUACUGCAGCCCACAAUAGACAUGUGCUCUGAUGCAGAGUAUAUCAAUACGUGGAUUGUGUAUCUACUCGAGGAAGGGGAACCGCAGCUUUUGAACGCUAUUGACGCCGGGCUUGAACAAGCGGACAAUGUCAAGCAGAAAAACCCGACCAGUACCGGUACCCCAACGGCCAACGUACUGGAAGGGAAGGUCUCCAAUAUUGUUACUAAUCUUGGGGAUCAAAAGCUAGCCGAACAGGUGCAACCUAUGAGGCAGCCUUUCGAUGCUGAUUUUGCACAGCAUGAGGACAUCAGCGCAAUAGCAAUGCCAAAAGAAAUACCUAGAGCAGCAGACUCUGAGGAGACCAGCGGGAAUUCUGCCGUAUAUACACAUUUACCUACUGACUCCUCCUCAUCUAAUACUACUGACCACCAGCCUACUCCUGGCUCGAGUACCAGUCUCAACGAAGAUUCACUCGAUAAUCCCCCCCUUGACAGCCAACCAACGCCAAUCUUGAAUACUUCUGCCACCUCCCUAAUUACAAUGCAAACUUCACAGUUUCGCGGCUCUUCGGUUGCCAUUAUCGAAGAUUUCAACGAAGAUGAUAAAAGUAAUAUUCGCUCAAAACCAACGAGCGAGUAUUUGAUCCAGAUUGAACCCAGCAACCCUAAGCUCACUGGCUGGAUGAUUGCCAGGAAAUAUAGCGACUUUGAAAUACUGCAUGAGACUCUACGACGAAUUUCUGUUGUAUCUGGAAUUUCUGAUUUCUCGCUACAUCAUAAUGAAUUACCCGGGUGGAAAGGUAGAAACAGGAAUGGCUUACGAGUUUCUCUUGAGAAAUACCUCCAGACAGCUUUGCAAUAUGAGCAGCUAGCAGAGUGUGAGGGGAUGAAGAAGUUUUUGGAAAAAGGACGACAAUCCGGUCUUGAGCCAGAGUCCGCUUCAUCAAAGUCUGGGUUUCCAUUCGCAGCACCUGUGGCUGUUUUUGAGAACGUUGGCAAAGGAGUAAUGGGCGUCCUGGGGACUGCGCCAAAGGGUGUUGCAAAUAGUAAAAAGGCCAUCGUCGGCGGAGUCUCGGGAAUAUUCGGGGCAUCGGGGAAUGAUAACAGGAAGCGAGCCAGCAGUAAUGCAGCAAGCAGACCUACGGCUGUACGGGGGACCUCAAUGGAUAUACUGCCAUCACCCGUGACCAACGUCACAGCCCACUCUAAGAACCUAUCAAUGAGCAACUUGCAAGAUCGACCUAGAGCGACUUUCCAGCGACAGCCAACUCAUCUAGAAAAUGAAUCAGGGGAUAUAGGCUCUGGAUUGCCUACUUCUAUCACUCAUGCUGAUAGUUCGCUGGCGAGCUCGUGUGAGAAUUUAGCUGACGAAGGAAAUGUUACACCACUUUCGUCAUCAGAUACCCCAGAUACAGUGCAUGUAGCCCUUUCUUCAGAGGCCAAUGUUGAGUCCAACAAAGAGCCGGCCACUAGGGAUAAACCCGGAUCUGCUAGCUCGGGUGAUGUGGAACCACCUCCAAAGAAAAGCUCAGAAGGUCGUAGUUACGCCCCGGUUUCCGAGGAAGAAGCAGUAGUCGUGGUUGAGCUGCUUUUUGCUGUGAUAAACGAAGUGUACAGUCUGUCAUCAGCAUGGAAUAUUCGGAAGAGACUGCUCAACGCCUCAAAGUCUUUCCUCCUCCGCCCGGGCAACCCUAGUUUGGAAGCUAUUCGGACUCUUCUCCAAGAUUCAAUAAUUGAUGGUAAUACGUCUGAUGAGGCUCUCGCUGGGUAUAUAACCAAGCUACACAAAAGUAGCUUUCCAACAGAAGAGGAUCUGAAGGCGUAUCCCCCUCCACUCUCGCCGGAACAGAAAGAACAGCUCAGAAUUAAGGCACGGACGCUACUGAUAAGCCGAGGUAUGCCACCGGCUCUGAUGGGUAUAAUGGGCGCAAAUGCAACAGGAGAGGCGCUAGGGAAAAUAUUUGAUUGUUUACAGAUACCAUCCGUUGGCAGGGCGUUCGUCUUUGCCAUCCUUUUGCAGGCAAUCAGGGUGAUGACACAGUGA
Messenger RNA from Trichophyton benhamiae CBS 112371, 2853 nucleotides. Its product is annotated as PX domain protein. The coding region runs from base 1 to 2853 and encodes 950 amino acids. Gene Ontology annotation, cellular component: intracellular membrane-bounded organelle. The record is from RefSeq and is a predicted model, not a curated record. NCBI's taxonomy places the organism in Eukaryota, Fungi, Ascomycota, Eurotiomycetes, Onygenales, Arthrodermataceae. Gene Ontology annotation, molecular function: phosphatidylinositol binding. The transcript is spliced from 3 exons.